CCUGCCUCGCACCUGCACGUCCCUCCUCCCCUAUUCCCUCUCUCCCACUCCAAAACCCUACCAAUCGCCACCGCCACGGCCACCAGCCAUGGCGCCGCCUCUCACCUGCGGUCCCGGCGCGCCGAAGCGGAGGCUCCUCCAGGCGGCGGCCGACGGCGACCUCCAGCGCUUCAAGAGGAUAGCUAGCGUGCUGGACGCUGGGAAGGGCCGCCUCGGGCAGACGGUGGCCGCCGUGAAAGACCGUGGUGCCGGGGCGCUGCACAUCGCUGCCUUCCCCGGGAGGACGGCGCUGUGCGCGUACCUGGUCGAGGAGCUCCAUCAAGACGUCAACGCCGCUGAUGAGUCAGGAAAGACACCUCUGGUCUAUGCCAUUCGUGGUGACACUGUGGACACCGUACAAUAUCUUCUGGAUCAUGGUGCUAAUCCGGAUAAGCCUGAUGCAAAUGGGUCCACCCCUCUCCAUUUAGCAGCUGCAGGAGGAAAUUGUGAAAUAGUAAAAGCCUUGCUCUCAAAAGGAGCUGAUAUUCAUUCAUUUUUUGGUAUUGGAUCGACACCCAUGCAUAUGGCUGCUGCCUGUAAGCAGUAUAAUGCUAUGAAGGUUUUGUUGGACAACCAUGCAGAUUGUAACAAGAGGGGGGGCUUUAUCACUGGACCAACAGUUACAAACAGUGUGUACACACCUCUUAUGGCCGCUCUCACUGCUGGCUCACUGGAAUGUGUGAAGCUUCUGGUUAAGGCUGGAGCUGAUGUGAAGGGUGUUGGGACUAUAACCCCCUUAUUAUUUGCUGUCAAAAAAGGCUUGACUGACUUCUACAAGUGCUUACUGGAGGCUGGUGCAGAUCCUAAUUUUCGUGAUGAUUUUGGUAACCUUCCAAUUGAAAUUGCUGCAAAUAAGGACAGAAGGAAAGACGUCGCAAUUCUAUUUCCAGUAACUUCACGUGUUCCAUAUGUACAUGAUUGGAGCAUUGAUGGGAUAAUAAGUCACGUGAAAUCAAUGCCAUCUUUGGAGGAUGACCCCGUGUACGGAAUGGAACCAGCUGAUAUGAAGUUAGAAGGCAGCAAGGCAUACAAGAGAAAGGAUUAUGUUACUGCAGCAAAACUCUUCUUUAUGGCUGCAAGGCACUUCCCAGAUGAUGCAACCCUGCUCUCAAAUAGGAGCCUUUGCUGGCUUAAGUUGGGUGAAGGAGACAGGGCUUUGAUGGACGCUCAGCUUUGCAGGAUGAAGCGCCCUGGUUGGGCAAAAGCCUGUUACCUGCAAGGAGCUACUCAAAUGUUACUGAAGGUAAGAUGA
This is a messenger RNA of Panicum virgatum (switchgrass), 1291 nucleotides long. Its product is annotated as ankyrin-1-like. The transcript is spliced from 11 exons. Gene Ontology annotation, molecular function: protein binding. The coding region runs from base 89 to 1291 and encodes 400 amino acids. NCBI's taxonomy places the organism in Eukaryota, Viridiplantae, Streptophyta, Magnoliopsida, Poales, Poaceae. The record is from RefSeq and is a predicted model, not a curated record.